Molecule: messenger RNA, 1184 nt
Organism: Ailuropoda melanoleuca (giant panda)
Lineage: Eukaryota; Metazoa; Chordata; Mammalia; Carnivora; Ursidae
Gene: CD320
Product: CD320 molecule
Exons: 5
Coding region: 77-853 (258 amino acids)
Cellular component (GO): plasma membrane
Molecular function (GO): protein binding
Source: RefSeq, a predicted model, not a curated record
GCGUGCGCCGGGAUAAAAGCGAGGCCCAGUUGGCGCGUGGUCAGUACCGGGACGGGGCGGUGCAGCGAGCGGCUGCAUGGCGCAGGGCGGAGUGCGGCGGACAGCGGCCCUGGGUCUGGCGCUGCGGCUGCUGCUCGGCUUCGGGCUGGGCAUGGAGGCCGCCCCGACCCCGGUCCCCAUCCAGUUCUUGGCCCAGGCCCCAGGCUCGUGCCCGCCCACCAGCUUCCAGUGCCGGACCAGUGGCUUCUGUGUGCCCCUCACGAUGCGCUGCGACGGUGACAAGGACUGCCCGGACGGCAGCGAUGAGGAGGAGUGCCGGAACAAGCCUUGUGCCCAGGACGGAGAGUGCCAGCCACCCACUGGCAGCCCCUGCCCUUGUGACAAUAUCGAUGACUGCCCAGAUGGCAUCGUCGAGAAUGUUCACAACUGCAGUUACCAGCCCUGCCCGGCGGGGGAGCUCCGCUGCCUGCUAGGCGGUGCCUGCAUCCCACACACCUGGCUCUGCGAUGGCCAUCCCGACUGUCCCGCCUCCAGUGACGAGCUUGGCUGUGGAACUGAGACCCUCAAGGAAGGGACUGACAUGUCCACAGGGACACCUGUGACCCCGCACAGUGUCACCUCUCUCAAGAAUGCCACAGCCACCCCCGUUGGGGACCAGGACUCCGUCCAGUCUGGAUACCGGAGUGCUUGUGGGGUUAUCGCAGCUGCGGUGGUGCUCAGUGCCGGUGUGGCUGCCAUCUCCCUGUUCGUGCUGUCCCGGCUCUGUGUGCGGGGGCGCCUGCACCCGCUGGGGCUGCUGACGGUCGUGAAGGAGUCCCUGCUGCUGUCAGACAGGAAGACCUCGCUCUUCUGAGGACGGGCUCUUGCUACCACAGCUCCUGGUCCCUGCGCGGGGGCAGCUAUGGGGACGUGUACCUCAGCAGCAGCACACGGCUGCUGGCGCACCAGCCCUCAGACGUGGGUCCUUCCGGCCAGGCAGCACCAUGGACCUGAGCUCCUGUCGCUGGCCCCGGAGAGAUUGGGGGUGCUGGGACCCUCCCCCAGGAUGCAGGGAGCCUGGUUGGGGAGUACAUCACAGCUGGAAUUGAGGGGCUGGUCCCAGGCUGCUUCUGGGGGCAGCCCCACAUGUAGGCACUCCUGCUGCCCCCAUCUGAAGGUGCUGAUUAAAGUUACUUCACAUCUUC